Stylophora pistillata is the source of this 1531-nucleotide messenger RNA. Its product is annotated as ras-related protein Rab-38. NCBI's taxonomy places the organism in Eukaryota, Metazoa, Cnidaria, Anthozoa, Scleractinia, Pocilloporidae. The record is from RefSeq and is a predicted model, not a curated record.
CCCAGAUGUAAUUUCGUCACUUUCUAAACAAACUAUGGCGCUAUACAAUCGUUUCCUUAUGAGUGGAAUACUACUGCUUACUGAAAGUCAAGACAGACAAUCAUUCCGUUGUUAAGCGUUUCAAAUCACAAUAACGCCGAGAUCAAAGAGAACGAGCAUAGCAGCCGAUAAGAGACCCUCAGAAAGCCGCAAAGAUAGCUAAGUUCAGUUGCACGAUACCGGAAGUUUUCUUCUCCACUAUUUCGCUGUUUACAUUGAACUACAAUUCCACUCAACAAUGGCAUCCAACUAUGAAUUGCCCGACGAGGUCAAUGACACCCGAUCGAAGAGUGUAGAAAAGAAAGUAGAGAUGAAAACGUUUAUCUCAAACGUUGGACUAGAAGAACUUACAAUCGAAAGCGAUCGCCAGGGCGAAGAACUACUCAUAAAAAUCGUAUGCGUCGGUGGCUUCACUGGCGGAGUGGGUACCAAAGGUGUCUUCAUAGACGAUUAUCUCGAAGUGUGGCCUCCUGUUCAAACGUAUCGUUCUCCACUAAUCGGAGUGAAAUUUUAUUUAAAAACAAUUAGAUGGCAACAAAGCGAUGCACAGAAACCGAUCUCUAUCAAGCUACAACUCUGGGAAAUUGCCGAACAGGAACGCUUUUCGAACAUGGUAAAAAUUUACUUCAGGGACUGUCUCGGGGCACUAGUUUUCUGGGGAACGCAAAGGCCGUCGACGCUGAAUGAAGCUGUACUGUGGAGAGAAAAUGUCAAAGAAUUUUGUCCAUAUGCGCCAUGUGUUCUUGUCACUGACAACGUUGGAAAGGAGCCAGUGAAAUGGAUUGGGGAUGGGGAGACAUUUGACAGCGAAAUCGCGUUUGAUCAGUUCUGUGAGGAGCACGGAUUUGUGGAUCAUUUUGAGAUCAAGGCACGCGAUUGGGAAUCCGGUGAGAAGAGUGUUUUUGGUCGAGCUGUGACGCGUCUUCUCGUUGAAAUUUUCAAAAAUCAGUGAAGCGGAAUAAGCUUUGAAUAGCACAUGAUCAAUGUCUAUCAAGGAACUCGGUAUUACGUCAACAGAGUUAACUCGUGUAAUUCCAACCGAAUGUCAUCCAUUUUUAAUAUCAUUGUGUUGAAAAACUUGUGGUGUGGGCGCCUGCGUAUUUACAAAGGAUACGCUUGGAAAGAAACCUUUUGGCGCAGAAAUGAAUACCUGAAUAACAUCAGUUUGUAAUUUAUACAACAGUGACAGGAGCGUUGCUCAGGCAUGCAAUACGUGCUUAUUACGCACCCUUACUUGAGUAGUUACAUUUUUACGUCGCACGUUCUGUUCCUUGACAACGUCUUGUCAAAGUUGUGUCAUUCAAAUUUAUUCCGUUUUAAAUCAAGCGCAGGUGAUAUAAGUUAAAGGCUCGUAAUUCAAUUAUUUUCGUUCACCUGUUCCCGACACGUAAUUCACAGACAUCGCCACUUACCCUUAUUUUAUCGACUCAAGUCCCAGUGUUGUUCAGAAUUUCAUAGCUGUUACCAAGAAUAAAGUAAAAAUUCAAUGUUA